Messenger RNA from Rhodamnia argentea, 3511 nucleotides. RefSeq lists its product as uncharacterized. Bases 400 to 3129 code for a protein of 909 amino acids. The transcript has 9 exons. The record is from RefSeq and is a predicted model, not a curated record. NCBI's taxonomy places the organism in Eukaryota, Viridiplantae, Streptophyta, Magnoliopsida, Myrtales, Myrtaceae.
AUUUAAUAUUUCCAAAUCGCCGCUCAUCUCUCCUUCUCCCUCUCCCUCUCUCUCUCUCUAAAAACCUUCUUCAAAGUUUUCGUUGCCCAUUUUGACAUCUCUCCCCUCCCUCUCUCUCUCUCUCUCUCUCUCUCUCUCUCUCCCCGUAGCUUUCUGCCCGGCUUAGGGUUUUCGUUUCUUUGCUUCGAAUUCAAAGAAGAGAGAGCUCGGAAGUGAAGUUUGUUGAUCGUCUGGUCUCUGAUGGUCUUCAUGACAAGUUGUAGACGAUAAGGAGCUCUAAUCUGGGAUGCAAUCACCUUAUUCUGAAGGAAUCCUCUGCUGGGAUAUAAUUCCCCAAUUCGUGCGCUUUUUAUGCAUUUGCAGCAGAUGGGUUGAAGGGUCUGAUUUUUAGUUAGGAAGAUGGCUAUUGCGGGUCUGCACAAUGUUCCAGUGCUUGAUUCUUCUUUCCUCAGAGAUUCUCAAUCUCCAGCAUCUAGGGGACAGGUUGACCAUGGGAUGUCAGGAACUCGGGCGUCCUCCAUCCUGCAAAUGUGGCGGGAGCUCGAGGAUGAACAUGCAGUGAGUCGUCAAGAGAGAAUCGGUGAAGGAUUGAUACAUGAAGCAAGUGAUAUUUUGACUAAUGAUCUCUCAAGUAUCAAUAGUUUUGAAAGUCACAUUGAAGAAGGUGAGAGUGAUGUGGCUGAGAAUGGGAAUGAGUCUGGAACAUGGUCUGACAGUCAAGCUGCGUCACAAAGUGAGACUUUGGAAAACAACAAUCUCAGCCCGGAGCAUUCUUCUGAUUUUGGAGAAUCCGAAAGAGAAAGAGUGAGGAAAAUAUUUCGUGAAUGGAUGAACAGUGGUGUUAGAGAGUGCGCAUCCAAUAUUUCUCACAUUACCGAUCAUCCAAGGGCACAAUGGCUUGGGGAAACUGAGCAGGAGAGGGUUAGAAUAAUAAGGGAGUGGGUACAGAUAAAUAGUCAGAGAGGUCCUUGUGGUGACAGCAGAGAAGAACAGGCCGCUGAAAUUGGUGCUCAAAUUGAACGAGCGCGUGAUGGCUUGCUUGUGAAUGAAAGUGAAGUCCGAGUUGACAAUGUCAGGCGAGGCAUUCGCAGGGUAUGUGGCAGGCAGGUUCUGCUUGACAUGUUGAAGAAAUCAGAGAUAGAAAGGCAAAGAGAGAUCCAGGGGUUACUGCAGCAGCAGCCGGUUUCGCAAUUUGCUCAUCGCAACCGCAUUCAGUCAUUGCUUAGGGGUAGAUUUUUGCAAAAUGGGAGGAGAGUGAAUGAAGGAACCAGUUCCCUGGCAGCUAGCGAACUAGGAUUAUUAAGGAAAAGACAGACGGUUUCUGGUCUCAGGGAAGGAUUUCUUUCCAGAUUGGACAACUCUGUCAGUGGUGAAGUGAGCACCGACUUUGAUAGCUCUUCUAGCAGUGAAAUCAAUGAUAAUCAGCACGGGCAUGGUGGCCCAAAUAAUUUGCCCCUGGUCGUGGAUGAUAAUCUUGAAGGAGCUGGGCCUUCUGAUGCUGAAAGAAACAGUCAUGAGUUGUCACAUGGUAGAGAUAAUUCAGGAUCCAUUAAUCAAGAAAUUGGAUCUGUGGAUGUUGCUGAAGAAGGGCAGGUUGAAGUGCUUGCAAAUGUGUCACAAGACAGGCAACAGCCAGUUGUUGCUCAAUUGACUGAUGUGGGUGGUGGUCAGGCAGAUAGUUACUUGCAUGAAAGUGGUGAUCGGUCACCCAAUGAAAUUGGGCAAAUCCCAAACUGUGCUUCUUCACAUCAGAUAGGUGGAUUAGAACGUACCAUUGGUGAUGAGGCUGGAUCCAUUGCUAACACUGAAGAAAGGCCAGAGGCAGGACUUGUAAAUGAGUUCAGGGAUAGUCAAAUGUCAGUCAUUGCUGGAUCAACUGAUAUGGUUUUUGGAGAGGUCAAUGAAAGUAGUGAUGGAUCAUCUACAGAUUUGCAGAUUGAAUCUGAAGAACCUACUCCUUUGGAUCAAGUAAGCGAAAUACUCUAUUGUCCUUCUGAGACGCUUAGAGGGGGAAACUCUGUCCAUACUUCAUUGGAACAGACAAGUUCUUUUGAUGAAAAUGCUGCUGAAAAUGUAAGAUGGCGAGUUUCAGCCGUCCAAGUUCAAGAUUGGCGAGAAAGCCGCUCGGGAAAUGAAGGGAGGGAUCUCCAUGAAGCAGGUGCCCAAUCUAAUGGACAAAUUGGCAGUGUUGGUGAGGUUUUUGAUGAAUCUAGUGAAUGGUUGCAAGACCAAGAUGCAAAUGAAGACAUGGAAGGUAGUCCUCAAAUGGAGUUUGGGGUUGGAAAUGGGAUGGAUAGUGUCCAAGAGGAUGGGCAGAGUUGGUCUGAAGGUCAUUCUGAGCGGGGAGAUGUUUCCAGUGGUAGAGUUGGCACAUUUUAUGUACCGGAUGAUGAUAAUGUGUAUAGCACAGAACUCAGGGAACUUGUGAGUAGGAGGAGUGUUUCUAAUCUUCUUCACAGUAGAUUUCGUGAGAGUCUUGACCAACUGAUACAAUCAUAUGUCGAAAGGCAAGGUCAAGCUUCUGCAGAUUGGGAGUUGCAUGGUACAUCUCCUACUCCUGCAACUGCAGAGGAGGAGUUGGAGCAGAUUAGUAGAGAAAAUGAUGCUCAGAUGGAUGCUGUUGAGAACCCCUCAUUUUCCCUACCACCAUUUCCACCGCCCUCAAUUCAGUCACGCUGGGAUGAGGACUUGCACCGUGAUGGUUGGCCACAGCAUGACAUUCAUCAAAAUCUGGGAGUUGAAUGGGACAUCAUUAAUGAUUUGAGGGUGGACAUGGCUCGGCUUCAGCAGCGGAUGAAUAAUAUGCAGAGGAUGCUUGAGGCUUGCAUGGACAUGCAACUCGAGUUGCAACGUUCAAUUAAGCAAGAAGUGUCAGCCGCACUAAAUCGCCCAGCUGGCUCUCAAGGUGCAUGUGAAGGCAGUCUCGUGGAUGACGAAUCUAGGUGGGAUUCUGUGAGAAAAGGAAUUUGCUGCAUAUGUCACAACAACAACAUUGAUUCUUUAUUGUACAGAUGCGGUCACAUGUGCACGUGCUCCAAAUGUGCGAAUGACUUAGUUCAGUGUCAGGGGAAGUGCCCAAUGUGCCGGGCACCCGUUGUUGAGGUUAUACGUGCUUAUUUUAUUUCAUAGCUGCAAGGCGAGGAAGGCAGAUAAUCACAUUACCGACAACGACAAUCCUUGCGCCCGCUCAAGACUCUCCUUCAGGUUUUCGAGAACCGAGGUUGAUGCUUGACAGACAGGUGAGGGCUGUGAUAGGCUGGGAGUUCAAUAAUGUCUUCUUUAGCUUCACACUUUAUCUCUAUCGAUGCCACUAACGGUUGGGUUCAGUACAGAGAGCCCCCAAAAAAAAAAAAAAAUUAUCAAAGAGAUUGGUUAUAGUCUGUAAGAAGGUGGAGUGUGCAAGCAUCGAUCCCCAAAUAAUCAUAGAAUUGAAUUUGCCCCUCACUCUUUGAAGCUAUUCUUUUGGACAUUAUUUGACUUUGUCACGAAACGAUGUAUUAUAUUUAACUUA